Vespa mandarinia (Asian giant hornet) is the source of this 2303-nucleotide messenger RNA. RefSeq names its product ATP-dependent RNA helicase p62. Lineage: Eukaryota; Metazoa; Arthropoda; Insecta; Hymenoptera; Vespidae. Gene Ontology annotation, molecular function: nucleic acid binding; ATP binding; RNA helicase activity. The record is from RefSeq and is a predicted model, not a curated record.
GUAUGCGCUAACGAUGCAUUUUGAAGUUCUGCGCAGUUCUUGUUACCCCCUCUACUAUCUUUAGGAAGUAGAAUCCUAGGUGACUCAUAUCCGGCAUCUGCCUGGGUCGUUCUUUCUGUCCCUGGUAGCGGUACGGAAAUCUUUGCCGCUUUUCAACGAAAGAAAAAUCUUCAUAAGAAUCACUAAUAUUUUCGGGGAUUGAAGCAUCAUAUCAAUCUAUUAAACAUGAUACGAACAAGGAGCACUAUUCUUGGAUUAAUAAAACUUGGGACUUAUGGAUCCAUGUCUGGUGGUUACCGUAGUAAUAGUGUGAGCCAUCGUGGAGGAGUAGGCCAACGAAAUGGAUAUGGAGGUGGAGGAUCAAAUAGUCGUUUUGGAAGUCGUAAUGGAAAUACAGGUGGAAAUAGUGGAGGUGGUAUUGCCGGACGUGGACCACGUAAUGCCAAUGUAGCUGGAACCAACCUGAGAAAACCAAAUUGGGAUUAUGAGAACUUGAAACCUUUCAAAAAAGAUUUCUAUAUACCACAUCCAAAUGUACAAUCACGUCAUCCUCGUGAAGUCGAUUUGUUUAGGGAAGAAAACAAAAUCACUCUCAAAGGGGAAAAAAUACCUAAUCCUAUUCAAUUCUUUGAAGAAGGAAAUUUUCCUGACUAUGUAAUGCAGGCUAUUAGAAAGCAAGGAUUUACAGAACCGACUGCUAUACAAGCUCAAGGUUGGCCAAUUGCUAUGUCUGGGCUAAAUAUGGUUGGUAUAGCACAAACUGGAUCUGGAAAGACAUUAGGCUAUAUAUUACCUGCUAUUGUACACAUCAACAGUCAACAACCUUUAAAUAGAGGAGAUGGGCCAAUCGCUCUUGUUUUAGCACCAACUCGUGAACUUGCUCAACAAAUACAAAGCGUUGUUAAUGAUUUUGGAUCAUUAUCUUAUGUAAGAAAUACUUGCAUUUUUGGUGGUGCCCCAAAAGGGAGUCAAGCACGUGAUCUUGAACGAGGAGUAGAAAUUUGUAUCGCGACACCUGGACGUCUUAUAGAUUUCUUAGAACGUGGUACAACAAAUUUACGAAGAUGUACAUAUUUGGUAUUGGAUGAAGCUGAUCGUAUGUUGGAUAUGGGAUUUGAACCUCAAAUUAGAAAAAUCAUAGAACAGAUCAGACCAGAUCGACAAGUUCUCAUGUGGUCAGCUACUUGGCCAAAAGAAGUAAGAAAUCUUGCAGAAGAAUAUCUUACGGAUUACACUCAAUUAAAUAUUGGAUCCUUGACUUUGGCUGCAAACCACAAUAUUCUUCAAAUAGUUGAUGUAUGUCAAGAACACGAAAAAGAAACAAAAUUGGGAACUCUACUUCAAGAAAUUGGUAAUGUAAAUGAUGAUGGUGGAAAGACUAUCAUUUUUGUAGAGACAAAAAAGAAAGUUGAAAAUAUCACAAGAAAUAUUAGGAGAUAUGGCUGGCCUGCAGUAUGCAUGCAUGGUGAUAAGUCGCAACAAGAAAGAGAUUAUGUUCUUAGAGAAUUCAGAAACAAGAAAGGUUCUAUUCUUGUAGCAACGGAUGUUGCUGCACGUGGAUUGGAUGUUGACGAUGUAAAAUAUGUGAUCAACUUCGAUUAUCCGUCGUCGUCUGAAGACUACAUACACAGAAUUGGAAGAACAGGCCGUUCGCAAAGUACAGGAACGAGUUACGCAUUCUUCACUCCACAAAAUAGCAGACAAGCUAAAGAUCUAAUUAAUGUACUUCAAGAGGCUAAUCAAGUCAUCAAUCCAAAAUUGGCAGAAUUAGCAACGAGAACUGGUGGUGGCGGUUACAAUCGUAAUCGUUGGGGAUAUGCAGCCCGUGGAAGGGAAAACACAUUCUCUGGAACACAUAAACGUUUCGACAACUCAAGGAAUAGUUAUAAUAGUUGAUUGGACAAAUCUAUUUUCUUACAUGGUAUUGAACGAUCGACUAUCGAAACAUUUAGUUUUACGUACAAUUAAACCUUAAUUUUUGUCAUUAGAAAAAGUUCAUUCUAUGUUAAUACCAGAGAGUGUACGGAACAUUUAUUAUUAUUUAUCUGGCCAAACAUACAUCUUUCUUUGUUUUGUAGUUCUAGCGAUGAACAUUUCGUUACUUUUAAUUUUUACGUACAGAGAGUAUCUCUGUACAUAUCUGUGAUUGAUAGGAAGAAAGAGAAAAAAAACAAAGUAAAUUUUAUUUUUUACGAUAAUAAUGUAUCGUUGCUCAUCGUAUUUUUUUUGUUUCUCUUUUUCUCAUGAAAGUUGAGACGUGUAUAAGAUAUAUACUUAAGAAAUUCAUGUUAAAAAAAAAAAAA